CAGGGGCGGACUGACAACUCAUGGGGCCCCUGGGCAAUAGGGGAUCAUGGGGCCCCCGUGUCCUUGCCCAAACUCAAAAAAGCCUAUGAAAAAGGUACCAGGGGCAUCUCAUGGGGCCCCCUACUGACCCCAGGACCUCGGGCAGUGCCUGAGUUUCCAAAUGGUCAGUCCGCCCCUGAGUGCAUGCAAUGUUUUUUUCAACCCAGCACAGGGCAAGACAAUCCACCACCGCAUACCACGCAGUGGCCAGUCAAACGUAAUGAAUCGCCAUUGUGCAAUAUCAUUCAACUAAUUUAUUAU
Molecule: messenger RNA, 300 nt
Organism: Staurois parvus
Lineage: Eukaryota; Metazoa; Chordata; Amphibia; Anura; Ranidae
Source: the annotation of a GenBank genome assembly